Messenger RNA from Exophiala bonariae, 612 nucleotides. RefSeq lists its product as uncharacterized. Bases 1 to 612 code for a protein of 203 amino acids. The transcript has a single exon. Lineage: Eukaryota; Fungi; Ascomycota; Eurotiomycetes; Chaetothyriales; Herpotrichiellaceae. The record is from RefSeq and is a predicted model, not a curated record.
AUGGGCAAGGUUUCAAAGAAAUCAAUCAACAAAGACCGUCCUCAACCUCAGCAUUGCUUUAUCACGUGGACGGACUGGAGAGCAUUCCAACCAGAACAAAAACAGGCCGAAGGAAAGCGAGAAGAUGCCAGAUCUUCUUCUUGUAGUCAAAUCGAAGGUUGGCACCCCGAAGCCUUUGCAAACCGCUACAGAAGAUCUUCCUACCCAAGACCGCUACCACGGUCAACCACCAACAUCAACCUUUUGAAGAGCCAAAGGACGAACUCCUGGGAGAUGGAUUUUUUGAGUUCAUUGCUAUCGACCGAAAUGCCACCCCUAAUCGCGGAAGAAAAUGAAUCGAACGAGUACGAUGUCAGCAUUACACCUUCCAGCUUUGUGCACGAACUCGACCUACCUGACGGGCUAAAUGACUAUUUCAGUUCCGAUGACAGUCCGACAUCAUACGCCUCGACUCAGGAUGACGAAUUCAACCACACGGUGGAAUCCCCACCAGAGUUCAAUUUCGAGAGAUGUUUAGCCGAAGUGGAGCAAAUUGCCUGUGAGUCUAUUCGAGAUCUGUCGAAUAUGUUCGACCCUCUGGAGAAAUUCGAGGGGAAUAUCAAAACUGAAUGA